This is a messenger RNA of Solenopsis invicta (red fire ant), 3187 nucleotides long. It is a transcript of the gene Atg1, whose product is annotated as serine/threonine-protein kinase ULK2. The record is from RefSeq and is a predicted model, not a curated record. Lineage: Eukaryota; Metazoa; Arthropoda; Insecta; Hymenoptera; Formicidae. Gene Ontology annotation, molecular function: protein serine/threonine kinase activity; ATP binding. The transcript is spliced from 14 exons. Gene Ontology annotation, cellular component: cytoplasm; autophagosome. Gene Ontology annotation, biological process: protein autophosphorylation; axon extension; autophagosome organization. Bases 406 to 2760 code for a protein of 784 amino acids.
ACAUUCCGUCGCUUCCUCGACCGUCGGACAAUUGCGUCAAUGCCGAGGUGGAGCGUACAAUGGCGUGCGACGCGUAACAAUUCGGCGGGGUAGUGUGCGGUCCCCUUCACCGCAAAGUGUCCUGUGUUUUAGGACGUAUCCGAUCCACCUUCUGCUCUGUCGCCUCUGCGUCGCGUUUGAUUUCCUGGAGUCGGCAGCUGUAAUACGACGCCACGAUCGAGAACGACAAUGACGGAUGAGAUGUAGAUCCUUCGUUGGCUGUGCGACAACGUCGUAUCAUUUUGGAGCAGACGACGACGGGGGCCCCCCACGUAUCGAUCCCCGAUCGCGGGCGAUGCGUCCUCGUGUUGUUGGUAAACCGCGGACCUCAACACGUCGGUAGAAAUCGCCCGUCGCACGAGAGAGAUGGAGAUCCUCGGCGACUACGAAUAUAAUCCUAAGGACCUGAUUGGCACCGGCGCCUUCGCCGUAGUCUUCAGGGGCAGGCAUCGCAAAAAACCAAAUCUGGUAGUAGCCAUCAAGAGUAUCACAAAGAAAACUUUGGCUAAAUCGCAAGACCUGCUGAAAAAGGAGAUCAAAAUCUUAAAGGCAUUAACCAAACUACAUCAUGAGAAUGUUGUUGCAUUGUAUGAUUGUAAGGAAUCUAAUCAUAAUGUCUUCCUGGUUAUGGAGUAUUGUAAUGGUGGAGAUUUGGGAGAUUAUUUAAAUGCAAAAGGUACUCUUUCCGAGGAUACUAUCAGGCUGUUUCUCAAACAGUUAGUCCGUGCGAUGAAAGUACUUCAUGCUAAAGGAAUAGUCCACAGAGAUCUUAAGCCACAGAAUAUCUUAUUAAAUCACAACUGUGGUAAAGCCUGUCCACAACCACAUGAGAUAACAUUAAAGAUAGCGGAUUUUGGCUUUGCUAGGUUUCUGCAGGAGGGCGUGAUGGCCGCGACUUUAUGUGGAUCGCCGAUGUACAUGGCGCCUGAAGUCAUUAUGUCUCUUCAAUAUGACGCUAAGGCGGAUCUGUGGUCCGUUGGAACUAUAUUAUACCAGUGUCUAACUGGGAAAGCGCCACAUCCUGCAAAUAAUCCUCAUGCACUCAAGUCAAUCUAUGAGAACACUGUCAAUCUUGUUCCUAGUAUACCGCCUGGAACAUCAACUGAGUUGACAAAUCUCCUGAUGGGCCUGUUGAGGCGCGAAGCGACCGACCGCAUGGAUUUCGAUCAGUUCUUUGGUCACCCAUUCCUCACUGGUGUCCGAGAGAGUCCAAGUCCAAGCCCCGUACCUACCGAACUGCCGGCGUCUCCGGGAACGAUGGCGAUUCCGAUCGAAGAAGGAACACCAAUUAUCAACAGAUCGGAGCCCGAGACGACGGAAACUCCUUGUUCCAGUCCUGAGGAUGACUUUGUUCUUGUACCGAGUGACAUCAGUAGCGAUACUGACAAUAAUCUGCCAGUCAAGUAUACCAAACAAGUGAGUAGGGAAGCUGUUAGUCCCCCUCGGCCGUGCUUAUCGAAAUUGGGCGAAUAUACCAGACAGACAAGUAGAGAAGCCAUCAGUCCACCUAGACCAUGUUACCUGCCAAUCUCUGAGCCGAUUCCCGUUCCAUGCCAACGAAAUGCGAUUCAACAACCGUCGCAGUCUCCUUUGACGAAUGCCGCCCGUUCCGGUGGCAGCAGCGUGCCCCGCUCACAACCGAUUAGUAUGAAACGCAGCGUGGACUCCCAUAGAAGUCAUCCACCAGACAUUGGCUCCCUUAGUCCACCUAGCGUACAGUUUGUCAUUGGCACUCCGCCCGGCAGAAGGUUGAGCGAGACUCCGCCGCCGCCUAACACAUGGCAAGUCAGCCCCGUGGCGAGACAUUCGCACACGCCGAGCGGAACCUCGCCAUUGCGCCGAUCUACGGGCAAUAACAGCGCGUCCUCACCGUUGCUUACGGGUCCGCUGGCAGUGCUUGGUUCACCUACUUCACGAGCUUUUCAAGACAACAACAACACUCUCAGGCAUUCACCUGUCAUACCCUUCGGCACGAGGGCCGUUACUCUUCCGGAAAUAUCUGAAGCCGGUAGUUUUCAAAGUCUCUUUCCGGACAUGCCGACGACAAUCGAUGAUCGUCCAUUAACGUUCAUCGCGCCGGAACUACCAGAGGAGACACUCAUGGAACGUGAACAUAACGAGAUUCUGGCCAAGUUGAAUUUUGUUGUGGCAUUGUGCGAAUGCGUGUGCGAAGUUGCCAGAUCCAGAGCUGGUCCGCUCGGCAAUAUUGAACAACCGGCGCCUCUUGGUAGUAUCGAACAAGCUGGUAAUGCGGCCACCAGGAAACGUGCCGAACAGGUCAUCCUUCUGGUACGAGCUCUUCAGUGGCUCAGCUCCGGCCUGAGUCUAGCCACUCAAGAACUCAAAGCUGGAAGGCUACAACCGACAGCUACUGUGAAGGAUGUUGUCAGUACCAUGAACGACAAAUUCAAGUCAUGCUUGACAGAAUGCAAGCAGUUGAAUAGUGCGGGGCUUCUUCGUCAAACAGGAGCCACAGCAGACAAGAUACUAUAUAAUCAUGCGAUUCACAUGUGUCAGUCAGCAGCAUUGGACGAACUGUUUGGAAAAGGUGGUGAAUGUUUCCAGCGAUAUCACACGGCACAGAUAUUAUUGCAUUCGUUAGCGCAGCAUGUCAGUCAUAGCCAAGACCGAGCUCUGCUUAUUAAAUACAAAGAGGCAGUAGAAAAGCGACUGUAUGUGCUACAACAGCAAGGCUACAUUUACGCAACAGAACCUACGUAGCGCUUGUGAAAUACGGCAGCUGAAUGCGGCGACGACAGCCGCCUAAAAGAGAUCCCGCCCGAGCAGCCGCCCGUAUCAUCAUACUCGCUCUUGUGUAAUAUAUUCUGCCCUAUUCUGUACAAAAGGCAAGAUGCCGAGAUUGCAGCUUCAAGCGGAGGCGGGAGUGCUUAAAAUUCGCGGCUGACAUUAUUUUAACGAGGCUAACUAAUUCGAAAGAAGGCUCCGUAGUUCCACGAGGAGUAGACAGAGGAAAAUGAAAGUCUCCUGUCCACACAAUCCUGUCCCCCAUCCAUCCUUCUUCAGGUUACUUUAUAUGAUUUAUUAAAGCUUAGUACAAUUAAGAUAUUACACUGUAUAAUGUACGUACACGUGGUCGAUAGCUAAUCUUUAUUUCGUAUAUCGAUUAAUAAACAUAUGUGUAUACUAA